UUGUGUUCCCCGGGAGUCGCCGACGAGUCCAGUCCCGGAGACCUCAACGACAGAGCACGCCGUUCCUGCUCGGCUUGGUUUGUUUUUUUUUCAAACAUCGGACGGCCAUUGGGGCGUCGUCGAGGGGGAGUGGCAGAGGAGGCGACACAUGAGCCGCAUAGUGUUCUACGUGGCGGACGCGUGUCAGGCCAGCGUCCUUCUGCGCGAGGGCGUCAUCCUGGCGCGGCCUGCCGUCAAACUGACGGAGGCAGAGCCGCCUUUUGACUCGCGACGGCUGCCCGUCGUGCUGUACCUUCGGCUGCGCCCCCGCGUGCACCAGAUGCUCCGGUACGACGGCGAGCGCCCCGUCUACUUCGAGUUCCAGUCGCAGGACGUGUGGGCCGUGAAGGACAGCUGCGGCCCGGGCUGCGCGCGCUGGCUCACCGCGCAGAACAUCUUCCUGUUCUCGCCCGCCUGCGGCUGCGGCAAGGGCAGCCUGCGCGCGCUCUUCCUGUGAGCCCAUUGGUAGCGGUGCGCGCUGGCUCACCGCGCAGAGCAUCUUCCUGUUCUCGCCCGCCUGCGGCUGCGGCAAGGGCAGCCUGCGCGCGCUCUUCCUGUGAGCCCAUUGGUAGCGGUGCGCGCUGGCUCACCGCGCAGAACAUCUUCCUGUUCUCGCCCGCCUGCGGCUGCGGCAAGGGCAGCCUGCGCGCGCUCUUCCUGUGAGCCCAAGGAUAGCAGCGCGCACCCUUCCUGUGAGCCCAAGGACAGCAGCGCGCGCUCUACCUGUGAGCCCAAGGACAGCAGCGCGCGCUCUACCUGUGAGCCCAAGGAUAGCAGCGCGCACCCUUCCUGUGAGCCCAAGGACAGCAGCGCGCGCUCUACCUGUGAGCCCAAGGACAGCAGCGCGCGCUCUACCUGUGAGCCCAAGGAUAGUAGCGCGCACCCUUCCUGUGAGCCCAAGGACAGCAGCGCGCGCUCUACCUGUGAGCCCAAGGACAGAUGCGCGCGCUGGCUUACCGUGCAGAACAUCUUCCUGUUCUCACCUGCCUGUGGCUACGGCAAGGGCAGCCUGCGGUGCUUAUAAUACGUAGGCACAUAAAAGGACAAUUAUAUUUUACCCACUUUUGUGUAGGUAAUUACUUAUUCAAAACUAAAUAUCGCUGUAAUAAUGUGUUUUUUUAAUAGUUAUUCCUGCUUUGGCAUGAAUACAUGUGUAUAUUCUUGAUUCAGUGUUGUUAAGGUCGUGUCCGAAUACACGAUGGUGCCUACUCUCAUUACUCACUCUCACAUUCUGGCACAUUUUGGUUAACUCUCGAAUUAGUUAUAUACUGCAUGUAUAAAAACCGUGUUUUCAACUAUUAUUUAAUACUGGCUGACAAAUUUUAAAACAUCCUUCAGGUCUGAAAAACAUAUUUAGGGUUUACAACGAAUUGUUAUCUUAGGACUGAUUCUUCUAAGUUUAUAACCAAACACUUUUCAGGUUUCAGUCACAUAGUUCAUGUUAAAAUAAUGAAAUAUUAAUUUUUCAAUAGUUUUUUUCUUCAUUUAUUUUAUUUUCAUCACAAUCCAAACCUGAUUAUAACCUAAAAGUUUCUUCUACGCUUCGAAAACCAAUAUGGCUUCCUAAAGGGAGCGAGAAUGUGUAGCGAGUGAACACUUCGUUCAAUCACGUUUCCGUCUUCCCUCCUUUGAUUUGGGACAGGUAGACUUGCCAAGUGAAACGAAUUUUUCUUAGUUUUUACAGAUUCAUAUGUACGGUCACUACUUUAGACCAAUGUAAUUUUUAAACAGUUUAGUGGUUGAAUUAGUUCAUUACUGCAUACGUUUGUCAAUUGUUUUGUAGAGUGUAUAUUUUGGCGUUGACUUUAUUGCGUCUGUUUAAUGUUUUAUUUAAUGUAUAAGUAAGUGUGGUUACUGAUUUGUGUGCCUAGAAGUUGUAAGCACUGAGGUAUACCACUCACUCUGUGACGUCAAAGAAUUGGCGAGAGUGUGAUCUAUGAAUAAGUUGGGACACGGUCUAUAUAAAUGCUGCGGAAUAAUUCUGUAACAGUAUCUUAAGCCUGGCUCACUUCAACAAAAGUGUUGGUGCAAACGCGAAACAGCACGUGUAAAUUUUAUCUAGUGAUCUCUUAAUUCAUAUAUAUAAAGCCAGUAAGAGUUUUUUUUCUCGACCAUAAAGUUACAGAUGUCUACACUUCCGAGCUUAUUCCUAAAACUUACUUAUCGGUUUAGACUUGGAAUUCGCAGUGCAAACAUAAACCAGUACCAAAUAAAUAUAGAGAUAUUUCACGAAUGCUAAUACAUAAAAGGGCCCGUGAAUCAUGGAAUCCAAGCAAAAGGGUUACGUUACUACAAUUCACUGAAAAUUGUGAGUUCAAAUCAAUGACCCCUAAAAUUGUUAUGAUGCCAUUUUCAAAUAUUUUAUUUUUUAAUAAUAAUAAUUCAAACUCAACAGUUGUGUGUAUUUCGCUGAAGUGAGUCAAAGACAAUGCGUUUUUGAAUGCAGAUUUUUCUAUAUCUUAUGUUUAGUUACUUGUUUUUGCUUAGAUAAUUGAGCCCAGAAUUAGUACAAGUUCUAUUUUCUGUUUUAAGAUAUCCAUCGUCACACCUUCACUAGGCUGUCUAGUUCUUUUUUUAUUUAUCUUCAAAAAGUUUUCAUUUAUUCAUACUAUAGUACUAAAAUAAGUUUCUUCCUGAUUCAAGUUGAAGACAGGGGAAAUUGCUCGUAGUUAAAUUACUACUACAGCGAAAAUUACUUAAAAAAAUUAUUUUAUUUUUUUUAUUCGUCUGAUUGUCUUACUGUGUGAAUUAUUUAUCUAACGGUUAACUGAAAUUCAGGGAAAGGUCUUUAAAUUUGCUGAAUUUAAAUUUCAUAUUUUUUUAAUAUUGCUUUACGGGGAAAAAUGUAUUAUUAUUUUUUAAUGUUGCAAUUGAGCGUGUAUUGAAUUUUGAUAAUUGAUUUAUUUCCAAAUUUUACAAUUUUCUUCACUUUUUAUAAUACAUUAAAUAACACAAAAACUGAUACACUGUGGUUUUUGAAAGUUAAAUGUAAUAUAAGAUAUGAUAUAAACUUCAUACAUUGUCAUAUAAAAUUUGUUUGUGAUAUAAUAAUGAUGUUGCGUAUUUUAUUGUAAAACUUUGUAUAUUUAAAUCUGUACAAAUUUUAUGGAAUGAGGAAAUUUAAAAAAAAAAAAA
Bacillus rossius redtenbacheri is the source of this 3174-nucleotide messenger RNA. RefSeq lists its product as uncharacterized. The record is from RefSeq and is a predicted model, not a curated record. Bases 149 to 496 code for a protein of 115 amino acids. Lineage: Eukaryota; Metazoa; Arthropoda; Insecta; Phasmatodea; Bacillidae. The transcript is spliced from 2 exons.